AUGGCUCAAGGUUAUCUUGGGUUUGACAAUGAUACAGAGAUGGAAAUAAUAGGCCAAGAGUAUUUUGAUCAUUUAGCAUCUCGAUCAUUCUUCCAAGAGUUUCAAAAAGACGACGAUGAGAAUAUCAUAUACUGCAAGAUGCAUGAUAUAGUUCAUGACUUUGCUCAAUUUCUCACUAAGAACGAAUGUUUUACUGUGGGAAUCAAAAGGGACGGUGAAGAUCUAGUCAUAAACACUUCCAAUGAGAAAGCCCGACAUUCUAUGUUAACGCUUCACGUCGGGGCUACAUUUCCCAUCUCCAUUUCUAGCAUCAAAAGUUUGCGGAGUCUUUUAAUUGAUUGUAAAGAUUUGCUGCCUGAUGAUGUUCUACCAAAUCUCUUUGGUGAAUUGACAAGUUUAAGAGCAUUAGACAUUACUUAUGUGGAAGAACUUCCGGAAACUUUAUGUGAGUUAUACAAUCUCCAAACUUUAGAUAUUUCUUGGUGUACGCAGCUUAAAGAACUGCCUCAAGGGAUGGGGAAGUUGAUAAACUUGCCCAAGGGAAUUGAGAAAUUAACUUGUCUCCGAACAUUGAGUGAAUUCUUCAUAAAAAGCAGCAGCAAUGAUGGCAGUAAAGCAUGUAGUACUCUUGCAUGCUUGAAAGAUUUGAAACAUUUAGGAGGAGAGCUUGAAAUUAGAGGGCUAGGAAAUGUGACCAAUGUGAGUGAGGUUAAGAGAAUGCAAAUUCUCAGCAAUAAGAAAAGCCUCUUUAGUUUAAAGCUAAUGUUCGGUAAAGAUGGAGAAGGAGAGAGGAAAAAUGAUGAUGAUGAGUUACUUCUUGAGGCUUUGCAACCCCAGCCAAAUUUGGAGAAGCUAGAUAUAGCAGCUUACAGAGGCAGCACUUUCUGCUCUGAUUGGAUCUUGUCAUUAACCGGGCUGAGGAAAUUGAGUCUUAUCUACUGCCCAAAUUGUAUGCAUUUGUCUCCUUUGGGAAAAUUGCCAUCACUUGAAUCACUAACGAUAGUUGGAAUGAGUGUGAAAAAACUAGUUACGGGAAUCGAAAGCGAUGGUGCAUUUUCAUCAUCUACAUCAGUUACUCUCUUUCCCAAGUUGAAAGAUCUUUGCUUCCAGAGUAAUUUUGAAUGGGAAGAGUGGGAUUACGGGAAUACAAUCUUGCCAUGCCUUGCUUCUUUGUCAAUCUUUGUUUGUCCAAAAUUACGUGCACUGCCGGAUGGCCUUCUCCAGGGGGCGAAAAAACUGCAACAUCUAGAGAUUUAUUAUAGUGAUCUUUUGGAAGAACGUUACAGAAAGGGAACAGAAGAGGACUGGCAAAAGAUCUCCCACAUUCCCAACAUCAGAAUCAGUUUUUCAUAUCUGCAAGGAGGCCCACUCCCACUCCGUUGA
Messenger RNA from Mangifera indica (mango), 1383 nucleotides. RefSeq names its product putative disease resistance protein RGA3. The record is from RefSeq and is a predicted model, not a curated record. The coding region runs from base 1 to 1383 and encodes 460 amino acids. NCBI's taxonomy places the organism in Eukaryota, Viridiplantae, Streptophyta, Magnoliopsida, Sapindales, Anacardiaceae. The transcript has 2 exons.